UAUCCAGACGAAAGUGUCUUGUAGACUUUUACCACAAGUCACAAAACAAAGAUGGCAAACGAAACUGAUUGUUGGAGAAGAAAAAAUUCUGUUCAAACCUAGACUGAAUUCUGAUACACUUUUCAUUGAAAAAUGAUCCAACAAGUUCAAUACAUGGAUUCCAUAACGUACCCACCAAUUCCAGAAUCUAAUGAACAAUCUACGGACUGGGCAUAUACAAUGAGAAGAGACAUGCAGGAAAUAAUCCCAGGUUUAUUUUUAGGACCAUAUAGUGCUGCAUUAAAAACAAAGUUAGAUAAUCUGGUCAACAAAGGCAUCACACAUAUAGUGUGUAUCAGACAAAAUAUUGAAGCCCAUUUUGUCCGUCCAAAUUUUCCAGAUCAUUUCAGUUAUUUAGUAUUGGAUAUUGCUGACCACGUAACAGAAAAUAUUAUUCAUCAUUUUCCAAGAGUUAGAGAAUUUAUAGAUGAUUGUUUUAAUCAGUGUGGUAAAAUACUUGUUCAUGGAAAUGCAGGCAUUUCUAGGAGUGCCUCAUUAGUGAUUGCUUAUGUCAUGGAGAAAUUUGGAAUUAGCUACAGAAAAGCUUUUUUGUUUGUACAGCAGAAAAGAUUUUGUAUUAACCCUAAUGAAGGAUUUGCUCAGCAAUUAAUUGAAUAUGAACCAAUUUAUAGAGCUCGACUCAGUUUGCAAAAUGGACAGAUAUCAUCCCAAAUGGGUUUAUUGAAAAGAAAAACUAGAGAUGAUGAAGAAGAAGAGAGAAGUUGUGAUCAAUCUUUAUUAUCAUAUCCUAGGAUGUUCCCGACCUGAAAAUAUGAUAUAUUAUUAUUAUUAUAAAAAUAAUUUAUUUUUAUACAAUGUUGACGGUGCAUGAGACUUGGAUUGUAGUACACAUUUUUCUGAUAUGAGACGUGGCGUGUUUUAAAAAUAUUUACUGGUACUGGUAAAGCACAAAUAUUACAAAUAGGCGUCAAAGAGUUAUGGAAGGGCUUUGAGGUGAAUUAUUGAAUGUGUUAAGAUAAUUCAGAUGUUAAUAAUAUUAUUUGACACAUGAUCAACUAAUUAUAAUUGACCAGUUAAAUGACAGUUUAUUAGUUGAUUUUUGUUUUCAUUGAAUAUCCAAGUAACCAAAGGUACUAUACUUUGUUGUCUCAUUUACAUAAUGUAUAAACAUUAUUUCUGUUAAAACGCUAUUUUCUUUUUAGCAUUGUUAUCAACUUUAAAUUGAAUGUAAAUAUCGAUUGCUUGAUUUGUAUUUUCUACUUUGAUCUUCUACCAAUGAAAUACACCUUUACUCACAUAA
Patella vulgata (common limpet) is the source of this 1300-nucleotide messenger RNA. Its product is annotated as serine/threonine/tyrosine-interacting protein A. The coding region runs from base 133 to 807 and encodes 224 amino acids. Gene Ontology annotation, molecular function: protein tyrosine/serine/threonine phosphatase activity; F-box domain binding. Gene Ontology annotation, cellular component: nucleoplasm; cytoplasm. Gene Ontology annotation, biological process: protein dephosphorylation; negative regulation of SCF-dependent proteasomal ubiquitin-dependent catabolic process; negative regulation of protein binding. Lineage: Eukaryota; Metazoa; Mollusca; Gastropoda; Patellidae. The transcript is spliced from 10 exons. The record is from RefSeq and is a predicted model, not a curated record.